This is a messenger RNA of Thamnophis elegans (Western terrestrial garter snake), 543 nucleotides long. Its product is annotated as izumo sperm-egg fusion protein 4-like. The transcript is spliced from 6 exons. The coding region runs from base 1 to 543 and encodes 180 amino acids. The record is from RefSeq and is a predicted model, not a curated record. Lineage: Eukaryota; Metazoa; Chordata; Lepidosauria; Squamata; Natricidae.
AUGGGUUGCGAAAGCCUCUCUAUGGCCUUAGCAAUUGUUCUGCUUCUUGAGCCUCGCCUUUCUCUGGCUUGUUUGCAGUGCGAUCCCAAUUUCGCCAGCCACUUUUCCUCUUAUGCCCCAAAGUUGAGUCGCAAGUCUUGGGGGCUCGGUGUUGUCCCAGCGGCAGGACGCAGGCUGCGGGGCUGGGCUCAAGAUACUCUUAAGGAAUUGAAUCUCAAGAUUGCACCCGACAUCCCUGUGGAGAAGUUGCACACCAUAGCUACCACGGUGUAUGGAAAACUUGAUAUGUUGUUCAAAAACCACACCUACAAACCAGGGGAUCUUCCCCAAAAACUGGACUCUGUUUUUGAAGAACAAAUCAGAAUGCUCCAGGACGCUAUCGUUGAAAGCAGAAUCAAAUGCGAAAACCACUGCGGCGUAAACCACUAUGAAGCUAUCUCCUGUGAGACGUGCAAUGUAACCAAACCAACUUGCUUUGGCUAUAAUUGCGAGUCCUCAGAAAAAUGGAAAGAGGCCUUGAAUGAACUCUACAACUAUUUGUAA